AGGGGAUGGGGGCCACUCCCCACCACUGAGAAAGGUAGAUCAUCAGGCUCUGACUGACUCCAAAGCCCAUACUCCAACCCUCUCAAGUCUAGGCUCCAGGUGGGUGCCUGCUCUGUCCUCCACCCCACCACCCUAGAGACACCCCCAGGCACUUCCACAGCAGAGCCUCCAGCCUUCAGCUGGCAGCUGCUAGGACCCAGGGGGCUGGCGCCAGGCCCUGCCCCUCCCUUGCCAGCCCUGUGUGGCAACAUCAGAGUGACAGCCAGUACCAUCUCCGACAGGGGCUGAGUUGCUGGAGCUGGACUGGGGCAGGGGAGAGAGACGCCAGACUCAUCCUUGCACCCCUCCAUGGGGCUGGCCAAGCCCCCGAGAGGAUGGCGGCCUGGGCGUCGGAGCCACCUCCUGGGCAGCCAAUGAGCGCAGGGUGAAGCCUGAGAGCCCAAAUGGCCAACUCCACAGGGCUGAACACCUCGGAAGUCGCAGGCUCGGUGGCGUUGAUCCUGGCAGCUGUCGUGGAGGUGGGGGCACUGCUGGGCAACGGUGCGCUGCUGGUCGUGGUGCUGCGAACGCCGGGACUGCGCGACGCGCUCUACCUGGUGCACCUGUGCGUCGUGGACCUGCUGGCGGCCGCUUCCAUCAUGCCGCUGGGCCUGCUGGCCGCACCCCCGCCGGGGCUGGGCCGCGUGCGCCUGGGCCCCGCGCCGUGCCGGGCCGCGCGCUUCCUCUCCGCAGCUCUGCUGCCGGCCUGCACGCUCGGUGUGGCUGCACUUGGCCUGGCGCGCUACCGCCUCAUCGUGCACCCGCUGCGGCCAGGCUCGCGGCCGCCGCCUGUGCUCGUGCUCACCGCUGUAUGGGCCGCGGCCGGGCUGCUGGGCGCGCUCUCCUUGCUCGGGCCGCCGCCCGCGCCGCCCCCAGCUCCUGCUCGCUGCUCGGUCCUGGCGGGGGGCCUCGGGCCCUUCCGGCCGCUCUGGGCGCUGCUGGCCUUCGCGCUGCCCGCCCUCCUACUGCUCGGCGCCUAUGGCGGCAUCUUCGUGGUGGCGCGUCGCGCUGCCCUGAAGCCCCCACGGCCGGCACGGGGGUCCCGGCUCCGCUCGGACUCUCUGGAUAGCCGCCUUUCCAUCUUGCCGCCCCUCCGGCCUCGCCUGCCCGGGGGCAAGGCAGCCCUGGCCCCAGCGCUGGCCGUGGGCCAAUUUGCAGCCUGCUGGCUGCCUUAUGGCUGCGCGUGCCUGGCACCCGCAGCGCGGGCCGCGGAAGCCGAGGCGGCUGUCACCUGGGUCGCCUACUCGGCCUUCGCGGCUCACCCUUUCCUGUAUGGCCUGCUGCAGCGCCCCGUGCGCUUGGCACUGGGCCGCCUCACUCGCCGUGCACUGCCUGGACCUCCGCGGGCCUGCACUCCGCAAGCCUGGCACCCGCGGGCACUCCUGCGAUGCCUCCAGAGACCCCCGGAGGGCCCAAAUGUAGGCCCUUCUGAGGCGCCAGAACAGACCCCCGAGUUGGCUGGAGUUCGGUGCCCCAGCAUGCCAGGGGCCACCUGAGAGCUCUCUCUCCUGAGCAGGAGAAAAAAGGGUGGUUUCCAUGGGGGCUCAUCCAGCCCUUGCACAGGUGCCCUGCUGGACAUCUGGCACUGGAACAGGAGGAGAAAGGAUGUCUGCAGCCUGGUGAGGCCCAUGGACUUCUGAGAGCCAGGAAUGCUGGGGUCUGGACCCAGCACUGCAUAGCGUUGUGCACAGGCCGACCCUUUCUUAGGCUUUCUCAUCUGCACCCUGCAGCAUCUCUAAGGGCCCCUCCAGCAUAGGUGGUUUGUGAAACUCACAGGUAGUCCUCAGGCCAAGGUAGGCAGGUGUCACAGAGAAGGGGGCCCUAAGGGCUCACAACCAAAGUGACCCGCCAAGCAGGACAGGAUCUGGGUUAUAGCUGCAGUAGCAAGAACCACUGGAGAGACCCUCAGGACUUCCCUGACAUCUGCACCAAGGAAAGUCUGGACAAAGCUACUGAAACUCCUCCAUCUGCUUCUAAAAUGCCCAGAAGACAACUGGACCAGUUUGGUGUUAGAAGCAGGAGGCGGGAUGACUUGACCCUCUAAGGGUCCUGAAGCCGCAGAACUGGCAUGUGGAAGGCGCUGAGGCCUAACUGAGGUUGGUGGAUUCACACAUGGGGGUCCUCCAGAACCUCAGCUGCACCCAUUUUCUAGAGGUUUUCCCGCCCACAACACCAGUAUUUCACAACUUCGUGGUCGCUGAGAAUAUUUAUUCAAAAAACAGGGAUUGAAAAAACUGUA
This is a messenger RNA of Saimiri boliviensis boliviensis (Bolivian squirrel monkey), 2278 nucleotides long. RefSeq names its product G protein-coupled receptor 62 (gene GPR62). Gene Ontology annotation, biological process: G protein-coupled receptor signaling pathway. Gene Ontology annotation, molecular function: G protein-coupled receptor activity. NCBI's taxonomy places the organism in Eukaryota, Metazoa, Chordata, Mammalia, Primates, Cebidae. Gene Ontology annotation, cellular component: plasma membrane; endosome; signaling receptor complex. The record is from RefSeq and is a predicted model, not a curated record.